UGGGGCGUUUGUGGCGAAUUGGAUUUUUGCCGAUAAAUACUUUUCUGGACGUUUUUUGUCAUCGAAGAGGAGUUCAGAAGUCGUACACGCUAUUUUUCUCCUAGUGAGAUCAGUCUGCGUGCUGCCGAAAUUUUACAACCAUGAUUAUCUCGCUCUUGUUGCUACAUAGGGCUUUAUGUUUAGUGUUUCACUGUGUCAAGUUUAGCUGGAUAAAUUUAUGUUGUGCCAAAUAUGAGUCUGAUUCACCUUUGAACUACAACAGUUUUUAAACAAGGGAAGAUGAUGAUUCAGGCAGUGAGACUGUCAGCUUAGGCUGUUAAUUGUUAUGCUCUAAUAAUACCCAGCAAUUUUGGCUCGGAACAGCAUAUUAAGGACAAGUCAAAGAACCCCAUGCGGGAUCUUCGGAUCCUUAAGCUAUGCCUGAACAUCUGUGUUGGUGAAUCGGGUGACAAGCUGACCCGCGCUGCCAAGGUGCUGGAGCAGCUGACCGGCCAGUCGCCGGUGUUCUCCAAGGCGCGCUACACCGUGCGCAGCUUCGGCAUCCGCCGUAACGAGAAGAUCGCCGUCCACUGCACCGUGCGCGGACCCAAGGCCGAGGAGAUCCUCGAGCAGGGCCUCAAGGUGUGCGAGUACGAGCUGCGCAAGGGCAACUUCUCAGACACUGGCAACUUCGGCUUUGGCAUCAAGGAGCACAUCGACCUGGGCAUCAAGUACGACCCCAGCAUCGGUAUCUACGGCCUCGACUUCUACGUCGUGCUGGGUCGGCCUGGGUUCAACAUCUCGACCCGCCGGCGCCGGAAGAGCCGCGUCGGCAUUCAGCACCGGGUGACCAAGGAGGACUCGAUGAAGUGGUUCCAGCAGAAAUACGAUGGAAUCAUCCUCCCCACCAAGAAGUGAUCACCCGAUGUAGUGCGAUGACCAACAACAAAAAAAAAAAUACACCAAAAAAAGGAA
This is a messenger RNA of Amphibalanus amphitrite, 954 nucleotides long. RefSeq names its product 60S ribosomal protein L11. Gene Ontology annotation, biological process: translation. The record is from RefSeq and is a predicted model, not a curated record. The transcript has 5 exons. Gene Ontology annotation, cellular component: cytosolic large ribosomal subunit; ribosome. NCBI's taxonomy places the organism in Eukaryota, Metazoa, Arthropoda, Thecostraca, Balanomorpha, Balanidae. Gene Ontology annotation, molecular function: RNA binding; structural constituent of ribosome. The coding region runs from base 391 to 897 and encodes 168 amino acids.